Messenger RNA from Lactuca sativa (garden lettuce), 973 nucleotides. RefSeq names its product ESCRT-related protein CHMP1B. NCBI's taxonomy places the organism in Eukaryota, Viridiplantae, Streptophyta, Magnoliopsida, Asterales, Asteraceae. Gene Ontology annotation, biological process: vacuolar transport. The record is from RefSeq and is a predicted model, not a curated record.
CUUUUGUACAAAACGCGAAACGCACAAAUUCUUCAACCUCAUAUCACUCUUCUUCCCAAAUCGAAAGACCCUUUACUUUCUCAAAACCCUAGAUACAACAAAAAUGGGAAGCCGACAGGCCGAGAAGCUUAUGAACCAGAUCAUGGAGCUCAAAUUCACGGCCAAGAGCCUCCAACGUCAAGCAAGAAAAUGCGAAAAAGAUGAGAAAUCCGAAAAACUCAAAGUAAAAAAGGCAAUAGAAAAAGGUAACAUGGACGGAGCUCGGAUUUACGCCGAAAACGCCAUUCGUAAACGCAACGAGCAGAUGAAUUACCUUCGUUUAUCCUCCCGAUUGGAUGCUGUCGUUGCCAGGCUUGAUACUCAGGCGAAAAUGACCACGAUCAGUAAAUCCAUGUCGGGGAUCGUCAAGUCCUUGGAGUCAACGCUAGCUACAGGGAACUUACAGAAGAUGUCGGAAACGAUGGAUCAGUUCGAGAAACAGUUUGUGAAUAUGGAGGUGCAGGCUGAGUUUAUGGAGAGUUCGAUGGCUGGAAGUACUUCGCUUUCGACUCCGGAAGGGGAGGUUAAUAGCUUGAUGCACCAAGUGGCUGAUGAUUAUGGUCUUGAGGUGUCGGUUGGAUUGCCUCAGGCGGCUGGUCAUGCUGUGCCGGUGAAGAAUACAGAAAAGGUCGACGAGGAUGAUCUAUCCCGGCGUCUUGCGGAUCUCAAAGCUCGUGGGUAAUUAUCUAUAUUUCAACCAUACGUUCCGAUGGAUCUUCUGCGAGGUAAUCAUCCAGAAUCAUGAUGUUAUGUAAAUUUGAGUAUAUUACUUAUUAUCUUCAAUAUUAUAAGUGUAUGUCCUUUACAGUUUAGAACUUUCAAAUCCUUAUGAUCUUGUUGUCCAUGUUCUUGAAUUGGUACAUCUGAAGUUGAUGUAUUUGAGUUUGACACUGAAUUCGAAUUUGGAACUCAUAUUAUGGCUAGUUAUCUUUCA